Messenger RNA from Eucalyptus grandis, 864 nucleotides. Its product is annotated as transcription factor MYB90. The transcript has 3 exons. Bases 1 to 864 code for a protein of 287 amino acids. Lineage: Eukaryota; Viridiplantae; Streptophyta; Magnoliopsida; Myrtales; Myrtaceae. The record is from RefSeq and is a predicted model, not a curated record.
AUGGAGGGAGCUAUUGGUGUGAGAAAAGGUGCAUGGACUGAGGAAGAGGAUGCGUUGCUGAAGGAGUGGGUGGAGAAAUAUGGUGAAGGAAAAUGGCACCAAGUCCCUCGCAGAGCAGGGUUGAACAGGUGCAGGAAAAGUUGCAGGUUGAGGUGGUUGAACUAUCUGAAGCCCAACAUCAAGAGAGGGGCAUUCCAAGAGGACGAGGUUGACAUGAUCAUUAGGCUUCAUAAGCUUCUCGGUAAUCGAUGGUCACUGAUUGCAGGGAGACUUCUGGGAAGAACCGCAAACGACGUGAAGAACUAUUGGAACACCCAUUUGGUUAAAAAGGUCAUCUAUCACAAGCCGAAAGAAGACGAUCCACAGAGGAAAUUCGCCACCAAAAUGAAUGUCAUCAGGCCUCGACCUUGGAACCUAUCAAAGAGCUCAGCGUGGCUCAAGGGAAAAGCCACGCUGGUGGCUUCAAUGACUCCGACGGGUGAAAACCUUGGACAACAAUCUCCAAUGUUGUCUCGUCGGAACAAGGAAAGUGCGUGGUGGGAAAAUCUGUUCACGGACAACGACCCCGACAAAGUACUCAUCACCUCAAGGAGAGGCUCGGAAGGACAGCGGGACGCGAAGCUAUGGCCACAGAAUCUUGCUAUGGAAGAGGAACAAAAUGGUUGGAACGAGCUCUCGGUCGAUGCGGACAACGACCCCGAUAAAGUAAUCAUCACCUCAAGGAGCAGCUCGGAAGGACAGCAGGGCGCACAGCCGUGGCCACAGGAACUUGCUAUGGAAGAGGGACAAAAUGGUUGGAAUGAGCUCUCAUUCAAUGAGGACAUUUGGGAACUUCUUGGCGCGAGACCUCAAGCAGAUAUCUAG